AUGUCGGGUUCCGGUGGAGUUACGACGGCCAGAGCCCGCGGGGACGGCCGAUUCUAUGUCUCCCCAGCCAUGCGCAAGCCGCAUGAGCAGCUUCAGCAGCAGCAGCAGAGAAGGAGGCAUCAGCAGAGUAUUCAGCAGCAACAACAGCAACAGCAACAGCAAAGGCAGCAUCAACAGCAACAGCAGCAGAAGGCGGCGAAUCCACCGAUGAAUGGUACUCCGCAUGAGAUCGAGAAGAGGGUAGACGCCGAUCAAUGCCGUUCGUCUUCUACUUCCUCCACAGCCUCAAAUUCGUCGGUCCCUGGGAGACCGAGUACGGAUGGUGUACACACCAAUUUGGAUCGGUUCUUGGAGUUCACCACUCCCGUGGUUGCUGCGCAAAUGCUCCCUAAGACUAGCGUUAAAGGAUGGAGAAGAGGUGAGGAGCAUCACCAACAGCCCUACUUUGUUUUGGGUGAUUUGUGGGAGUCUUUGAAGGAGUGGAGUGCAUAUGGUGUUGGAGUUCCCCUCCUUUUGAAUGGCAGUGAAACUGUCAUCCAGUAUUAUGUCCCUUACCUCUCCGGCAUUCAGCUGUACAAAGAUUCGUCAAAACAAUCCACAAGGCGAAGGCACGGUGAGGAUAGUGAUACAGAAUCUUCCCGGGAAACAAGUAGUGACAGUAGCAGUGAUUAUGGAGGAGUAAAACAUGGUGCAUCGGGGCCACGGAACCAGCAAAAUGGCUUUGAUUCUAAUGUGCCAAACCUAAAUGGACUUCCCUUGAGAAGUAAGCCGUCUAGGGCAUCAUCUAGUGAUGAAAGUGAGGUUUCUAAUCACCCUGGUCAACUCAUCUUUGAGUAUAUGGAGCAUGAAUCACCUUUCCAUCGCCAGCCAUUGGCAGACCAGAUUACAGUCCUUGCUUCUCAGUUCCCAGAACUCAAAACGUGCAAAAGCUGUGAUCUCUCUCCCUCCAGUUGGAUGUCUGUGGCCUGGUACCCUAUAUACAGGAUACCUACUGGUCCAACGUUGCAGAAUCUGGAUGCCUGCUUUUUGACAUUCCAUUCUCUAUCAACACCUUCCGCCUUUCAAGGUCGAAACACAGAUGGACUGCCAAUUAACGGCACCCGGAUGGAUGCUCAAUCUGCCGACAUUUCCAAGCUAUCUCUAUAUAGCUUUGGUCUCGCUUCUUAUAAGUUGAAGGUUUCAUUCUGGAACCCAAAUGGAGAUUACGACCCGAAAGUGAACUCACUUCAGCGUGCUGCUGAAACCUGGCUACGGCUUCUUCAAGUGCAUCAUCCGGACUACAUGUUCUUUGUUUCCCACAGCUCUAGCUGGCGGUGAUAGAGGUAUCUGUCUGGCGGUGAUAGAGGUAUCUGUCUGGGUUGGACCAUUUUAAGAUACCUGGAAGUUUGGAAAAGGUAAUUGUGUGGCACCUUUUUAAUACCCUGGAAGAGAGACCCAUUUCGAUCGCACAUUGCUCUAUGCUUUUGGCUCCAAUAUUAAUGUUGUCACUUCUUGUUUGAGGGAGGAAGAAAAACUAUAUAUUUCCAAGGUGUUUAUCUCCAGGAUUUCUUCUUCUGAAGCUUGAAAAACUCAUAUGGGUGAUGAAAAAGUGUCUGCCUUUGGAAUAAAAAGGGGCCAUAAAUACCAUGUGUAGUUUAUAGCUUUGUACACAGGGAAUCUCUCAUAUUUGGAGAUGAUACAUGAGGUGCUGCUUUCCCCCUGGAUUGAUAAGUUUGUGGUCUACCCUGUGGGCAGUCUACUAUAUAUUUGGGAAACCUACAGACUUCUCCUGUUUCUUACAUUAAAUAAGGUUUUUAGCAGAUGAUGAUGAUGAAGAAGAAGAUAUGAUGGAAUUGUGUAUAUACAGUUGUUUAUUACUUAGAACUACACUCAGAGAUGAAUGAACGGUACAUUAUGUAUGGUGUAGUUGUUUGGAUGGAUGGGGGGUUUAAUAGUGGAGCACCACCCAUCUUAAUGUAUUGGAAACUAGUUUGAUUUAGUUAUUUCAUGGUGUUCUUUCUUCUCUUAUUAAGAACUUGUGUUUAAGAUUACUUCUGUGGAUGCUAGAUAUGGAUUGUUGCUGAUAGAUUCUGCACAGCGAAUUUCUGAAA
Molecule: messenger RNA, 2090 nt
Organism: Linum tenue
Lineage: Eukaryota; Viridiplantae; Streptophyta; Magnoliopsida; Malpighiales; Linaceae
Source: the annotation of a GenBank genome assembly